Molecule: messenger RNA, 1491 nt
Organism: Limulus polyphemus (Atlantic horseshoe crab)
Lineage: Eukaryota; Metazoa; Arthropoda; Merostomata; Xiphosura; Limulidae
Gene: Rpn7
Product: 26S proteasome non-ATPase regulatory subunit 6-like
Exons: 8
Coding region: 217-1386 (389 amino acids)
Biological process (GO): proteasome-mediated ubiquitin-dependent protein catabolic process
Cellular component (GO): proteasome regulatory particle
Source: RefSeq, a predicted model, not a curated record
CACUUCUAGGUAUGAAACAAAUACGUGGUAAUAUAUGAAAGAAGGAAGAUUAAAGUUGUUGUAUAAUAAAUACAACAUUAUCAAUCACUUCUUCGAAAUGGGCUUUACUUAAGACUGGUAAUUUUAUUUAAUUACACUUUCACUCACCAGAGCAUCACAGCUCUUAAGUUUGGGUACCAAUAAAUAGUAGCAUAAAACGUGAAAAGCUGCUUCAUCAUGCCAAUUGAAAAUUUAGAAGAAGAAAGUUUGAAGAAAAAUCCAAAUUUAGAAAUAGCUCAACAGAAAUUCUUUUUAACACUAGACGAAAACAAAAAUGAUGCAAAACUGAAAGAUGAUUUAUUGAAUGCGAUGAAGGAGAACAACAUGGCUCCAUUUUAUGAAGAGGUAUGUAAAGACCUUGGAUGGACAAUAGACAAAAAGCUGUUGGCUAAGAUGAAAACAGCUAAUGAGGAAAAGUUAAAGAGUUUGGAGGAAGCAAUAGAAGAUGCUGAGAAGAACUUGGGUGAGAUGGAAGUGAGAGACACCAACCUGGCAAAAGCUGAAUAUCUAAGUGCUAUUGGAGACAAGGAAGCAGCAUUAACUGCUUUUCGCAAGACAUACGAAAAGACAGUGUCUUUAGGCCACAGGUUGGACCUGUUGUUUCACUUGAUCAGAAUUGGUCUUUUCUACAUGGACCAUGAUCUGAUUACUCGUAACAUUGAUAAAGCCAAAAGUCUUAUUGAAGAAGGAGGAGACUGGGAUCGUCGAAACAGGCUCAAAGUUUAUCAAGGUGUUUAUUGUUUUGCUAUAAGAGACUUCAAAGGAGCAGCUAACUAUUUCCUUGACACUGUGUCAACUUUUACUUGCUAUGAAUUAAUGAACUACCAGACGUUUGUCACUUAUGCUGUACUGUGUAGUGUGAUUGCUUUACCUCGGGUGGAUCUGAGAGAAAAAGUUGUCAAGGGAUCUGAAAUUUUAGAAGUUCUUCACAGCACUCCUGAUAUUAAACAGUACCUGUUUUCUCUAUACAACUGCCACUAUGAACAGUUUUUCCGCAAACUUGCUCACGUGGAGGGAGUAUUAAGACGUGAUCGUUUGUUUUCUCCCCAUUAUCGAUACUACGUGAGAGAGAUGAGAAUUCUUGCAUAUACCCAACUGCUGGAGUCAUAUCGUAGUUUGACCCUUCAGUAUAUGGCCGAUGCCUUUGGAGUUACUGUAGCUUUUAUUGACCAGGAGUUGGCUCGAUUCAUUGCUGCUGGGCGCUUGCAUUGCAAGAUUGACAAAGUUGGAGGAAUUGUUGAGACAAAUAGACCAGACAGCAAGAAUUAUCAGUAUCAGGCUUGUAUCAAACAAGGAGACAUUUUGCUGAACAGGAUACAGAAGUUAAGCAGGGUUAUCAAUAUUUAAUUUCUUAUUGUUCUAUGAUAAUCUAAAAUUUUUUUUUUCUUACUGAAGUCACUAAUUUGACAGUGUUUAUGUAAUACAUUAAAAUAAAUGUUUUGAAUAAUUUUA